AUGCCAUCUUCGCGACUCCCACCGGUGCCAGCCGCAGCCAAAGAAGAACCUACAGUCAACCCAGCGCGUGCUGCCUUGAUCAAUCAAGCAGAGCAUGGCAGGCAUGGUCCACCGAGGCCUGACCGCGACAACCGUGGCGAGCGAGAUUCUCGUUUGAACUCGCCGCGUCAUAGCGAUGAUAGACGUGGUGAUGAUCGUCGAGUCGACGAUCGCCCGCCUCCUGGAUAUCAUGGUCGGAAUGAUGCGCCACGGGAUCCUCGGGAUGAGCGUCCUCAGAUGCCACCCUCUAGUGGGCGAAACCACCGUGAGGAUCCGGGAGCCAGUGCUCCAACCGGUCCGCGUGGUGGUCGCAACGAAGCCGUUGCAACAUCCCGGGCUUCGCGGGAGAUGUUCCAGCCUACACCUGGACCACGGGCACAAGACCCCAAUUAUGGCCGGCUGAACCAGCCUGCAGAGCCGGCGCCCCCGCCAUCUGGCCCACGCAGCGAUCGAACAUCGCAGCCUUCAACACCGAGUGCACCCACCGGCCCCGCAGCAUCACUACCAGCAGGUAUCCAUCCUAGUAGGCUGGCACACAUCGAGGGCAGAGCACCAAGCGGGCCACCUCUUCAGACCAACAUGCCGAAUGCUCCAAGCGGUCCGCGUAACGGAGGUCGCGCUCCUCAAGGUCCUAUCCCGUCAUCACCAGUCGGUCCGCGCCCUCCCACAGGUCCCGGAGGACCUAGGAAUGCCGGUAACCCACUACGAGCCAUCAACAACGUAUUGACUGGAAACGCACCUGCCGAUCGAUCAAGCGAACGCAAUGCACCUCAUUCCAACCCUCCGGUGCGUGGUCGCGGUGCUACUCGCGCCAACGGCCCAAUGGACGGAUCAGACAUGACGAGCCCAAUGCCACCGCCCUCGCUUGAUUCAACGCCCAACCAGCACCCGAGGAGCAGUCGAAAUGAAGAUGUACCGAGCAGGAUGGAGGGUGCUCUACAAGAAGAAGGUCGUUCAGAAUCUCGCAGUCAUCGACACCGAUCAGGCCGCGAGCGCUCACCCGAUCGAUCUGGACGCCAUCCCGAAGAGCGAAGCAGCCGCACUGCCCCUUCUGAGCGCGCAGAGGGCGAGCGUGGCUCCGACCGCGGCCGCGAGAAACACGGCAGCAACCGAGAAAGUAGCCGUCGCGAGCGCGGCGAACGAGACGGCGAACCAAGAUCAGGACGUGAGCCUCGCGAAAGCAGCAGACGCGAGCGUGGCUCCCGUGACGACGGACGCUCUUCAGGAGCCAGGGAAGAAGGACGCUCGGAUCGGAGGAGCCGUGGUGGCGGCGGAGGAAGCAGUCAGGGCGAUGAAGCACGCAAGAGGGGUCGCGAUCCCCAGGAUCAAGCCCAUGGAGAUACCAAGAGGAGACGUUAG
This is a messenger RNA of Alternaria hordeiaustralica, 1398 nucleotides long. RefSeq lists its product as uncharacterized. The record is from RefSeq and is a predicted model, not a curated record. The transcript has 2 exons. Bases 1 to 1398 code for a protein of 465 amino acids. NCBI's taxonomy places the organism in Eukaryota, Fungi, Ascomycota, Dothideomycetes, Pleosporales, Pleosporaceae.